Molecule: messenger RNA, 1103 nt
Organism: Cydia strobilella
Lineage: Eukaryota; Metazoa; Arthropoda; Insecta; Lepidoptera; Tortricidae
Product: adenylate kinase isoenzyme 1-like
Exons: 5
Coding region: 354-1052 (232 amino acids)
Biological process (GO): nucleobase-containing compound metabolic process
Cellular component (GO): mitochondrion; cytoplasm
Molecular function (GO): AMP kinase activity; ATP binding
Source: RefSeq, a predicted model, not a curated record
UAAUCUAGACGUUACCCAUUUCAAAAUUGUGUCACCUGUAUUGGCAAUGUCAUUAUAUUUCACUAACUUUAUUGGAUAUUAAUUAUUAUUAGUUUACAAUUGUAAUUAGUUUGUAGCCAUAAUGGGCUGUUUAUCUUCAAAGAAUGAGAAUGAGGAUGAAGGCGUAUAUGACAUGACGCCCAUCAGAAACCUCCCGGUCAUCUUCGUGAACGGUGUUCCCGGCGCCGGGAACCAGACGGUGGCGCAGACCAUCUCGAACAUCACCGGCUACACCAUGAUCAGGCCUGGCGAGCUGGUGCGCGCCGAGGCCGAGAAGGAUACGGCUCGGGGCCGGCUGAUAGCUGACCGGCUGAAUGCGCAGGACGAGGUUCCCGAGGUAUCUAACCAUCUCCAACAUCACCGGCUACACCAUGAUCAGGCCUGGCGAGCUGGUGCGCGCCGAGGCCGAGAAGGAUACGGCCCGGGGCCGGCUGAUAGCUGACCGGCUGAAUGCGCAGGACGAGGUUCCCGAGCAACUGACGGUGGACCUGAUCAAGGAAGAAAUGCUGCAGCAGCAGGACUGCAAGGGGUUUAUCCUGGUGGGCUUCCCCAAGAGCUCGCGCAUGUCCAGCAUGUUCCACCGCCAGGUCAAGUGGCCGGAGAAGAUCGUCGCCCUGGAAGUAGAUAAUGAGGUGGCAGCGAAGAGACUUCAGGCGAAACUAUCGGAACUGGGCAGACCAGAGUCGGACAUAAACUCCGCGAGGCAGAUCGUCAGGGAAGCAGCGCACAAAGUCAAGAGCGUGCACAAACGGCUGGGAGGACACAUUGUCACGCUGGAUAGCUCUAGCAACCCGAAAGCGCUAGCGUCUACUCUAGAAGAGAUCUUGUCGGACAUGCUGGAAACCCCCGCUAAACAGGAGCGGGACGGGGAGGGAAGCCAAGGGCAACAGGAAAGCCAGGGGACACAGGAAAGCCAGUGGACACAGGAAAGUCAGGGGACACAGGAAAGUCAGGGGACACAGGAAAGCCAGGGGAGGCAGGAAGAGAUCCGCGCUGAGGUCACGGCCAGUUAGGGUAUCGGGAUUGUGAAGUUUUUAAAAUAAUUUAUUGUACGAGUUUUUUAA